CAGUCACUUUCUCAAAUAUCUAUCAAUUGUAUUCAGUUGCUACUACGCCCCAUGGUAAAUGUAGUCCUGUCCCUUUAAUAAACCUCAUUUUGUUUUUUUGUAGGCGGGUAAGGAAGCAGACUUGAAGACUAGCGUUCAUGUAUUAUUAUUUAGUGGCCGGAGCCGACUGCUACUUUGCGAUACGUUAACGUGUUGGAUAAGUUUUAUUGCCUCCUCUUUCUUUCUGUUCCAAACAUUAUGAACCGGGCACAACUAAAACGGUCGAAAAUCCUCAGGAUGGCGCUCGUCGGGUCCGACUCAAUGAAUCGGGACGGGGAAAUGGACACAUUUCUACUGACAGCUAUCAAAAUAGCUUUGGUGGUGGCUCUGUAUUGGUUUGUUUCAAUCACCAUGGUUUUCUUAAAUAACCAUUUGCUUGACAACACUGAUCUCGAUGCUCCUUUAUUUGUGACCUCCUUCCAGUGCCUUAUUACGGUAGUGCUUUGUUGGUGCUUGAGCCUUUUGUCUCGAUCAUGUCCAGGUGCGAUUGACUUUCCAUCGGUAAAAUUCGACUACAAGAUCUCGAGAGAGAUAUUGCCUCUGUCCGUCGUGUUUGUCGGAAUGAUUGCCUUCAACAACCUGUGCUUGAAAAAUCUGGGAGUCGCGUUCUACACUGUUGGGAGAUCACUCAGCACAGUCUUCAACGUUAUCCUUUCCUAUGGGAUACUCAAGCAAACCACGUCAUUCCACGCACUUUUGUGUUGUGGAGUCAUUCUUGGGGGCUUCUGGUUGGGUGUCGACCAGGAAGGGGCAGGAGGGUCUCUCUCCUGGUCUGGCAUUAUUUACGGGAUACUGGCAAGCAUGUGCGUGUCUCUCAACGCCAUCUACACUAAGAAGGUGCUGCCGGUGGUGAACCACAGCAUAUGGAAGCUAUCCUACUACAACAACCUCAACGCCUGCUUCCUGUUCAUCCCGCCAAUCCUGGUGUUCGGCGAAGUGCCCAAACUGUGUAAUUUUAGCAGGCUGUCCGAUUUGAGUUUCUGGGGCAUGAUGACCGUGGGCGGCGUGUUCGGCUUCGCCAUCGGCUACGUCACGGGCCUUCAGAUCAAAUUCACGAGCCCGCUGACGCACAACGUCUCCGGCACGGCCAAAGCCUGCGCGCAGACGGUCCUCGCGGUCGCGUACAGCGCCAGCGCCAAGAGCGCCCUCUGGUGGACGAGCAACACGAUGGUGCUGGCCGGGUCUUUCGCCUACACCUGGGUCAAAGGAAGGGAAAUGAACAAGGUGCCGACGGAAACGCAGACGAAAAUGAAAACGGAGAAAAACGACUCCGGCGUAUAGACCUGUCCCUCAAUCAAACCGCAGGGAAAGAACAUUGCUAAAGAGUUGGCAAUAUUGUUUUUAAGGCUGAAGGCAAGUUAUUUUGUCAGUGCAAUAUGUGUACGGAAUAAGUGUGUGGAACUGUUCCAGUUGCCGUGACUGAAGAGGCUGUUGUCUUUGUUUUUGCAUUUUUUCCCCAACUAAGCUCAUAUUCUUUUAAGGAAUUCAUGUGGACCAACUUCAAACCAGGAGGCAAAGGAAUGUAGGGCAAUUCUCAUAAUGACAAAAAAAAACUGAUUAAAAUAUCAUUCACCACAUAUUUGUGACUGGGGGCGGAAAUUUGUGUUGAGGUGUAUGGGAAAAAGUUAGAAUUUGGGAAAGAAAAGACUGCAAGUAAUGAGAAAGAUGUUUUGAUGGGACCUUCAGGGAACCUCCAAGCCAGUGGACUUUACCAAGUUAAUGAAUGAUUUACAUGAGGUAAAAAAUUUCCUCAGGUGUUCUUUUUCCAUGUAAUGGCACUAGUCCUCAUAUUGAGGCCUGGCGUCCUCUAUCAGAGUGGCUCAUUAUUUUGUUUCCACAUUGGUGUAAAGGAGGUAAACACACAUUUUAGAAAGUGUUUUUAUAGCUAGUAUUUGUUUUGGACAGUAUUUGUUUACACAAAUGACAGUAUAAGACUUAAAAAAAAAAAAAAAUUUAACAGUGGGUGGAAAUCCAGUGAGUGGCACUGGAAGCCAAGGGCCACAAACUGAAGGCUGUAUGGAUUUGCUAGUUUAACUGAAUGGAUCCAAAUAGCUGUUUUCCUAUUUUCAAACGCUAAUGUAACCUGUGGCAGGUUAUUUAUUUUUAGAAAGUGCAAACCAAAUAUAGUGUGUGUGUGUGUGUGUGUGUGUGUGUGUGUGUGUGUGUGGAUAACUGAAUUACAUAAUUAAAUUCAUAUAUUUAAAAAAAAAAAUUUAGUUUAUAAGCUGAUAAAUUACCUUUUUCCUAACCAAUGGUUGUUAGUAGUCUCUGUUUUUAAUUGGUCACAACACAGUUGCUAUGCAGGAAAGGUCUUUGUGAAUUGAUAAACAAAUUGUGUGAUUUUGAAACUCCAGGCAAUGUGUUACAAGGAACCGUCGAAGCUGUGCUGGAGGUACAGGUUCAAAGCAGCAGUCUCGUUAUUUGGACAUUAGUCACGUUUUCAGCUAACAAAGGAGAAAAUGUACAGGGUUAUUUUUAACAUUUAAAGGAGGACAACCUCUGCACGUUUUCUCCAUUGCAAAUUUCAAAGUUUGUUGAAAGUGCUGAACUUUCAGUCAAAGACCUUGUCACAGAAACACAAAUUUUGCCUGUCCCAGUGGUUCUCAACAGCGGUGUCCGGAGCCCAAAUGGGGGCCCCAGGGAGCUGCCAGGGGGCUCUUGAGAUGAUAGGAAAUUACUGAAACUUCAAUCACAAAGCAUCAUGACUUGAAUACUUAUUCAUCUAAAUCUGUAACACAAAGCAGGAAAUAAACAGUAUAAUAACCUUUUCACUUUCUGUAGAUGUUGCAUGAAUGGAGAAAAGGAAAUGCUUUAGUGGGGGGUCAAAUUGAAUAAGCUUGAAUAAUUUGGAGUGUCCUCCCUAUAUGGAGAGCGUCAUUCAGUGAGAACACCUGUGGUUAAUCGGCUUCAUAUCCAUAUGUGCACAUAACAUAAAUGACAACUUUAUGUAAGAUUGUGUUCAUUUGUCUGGUUAAUUUUGAUCCCCUAAAAUGGGGGGGACUAUGUACAGAAAGGGCUGUAAUUCCUUAAUGGACCACUUUAUAUGGAUGUUAAUACCCUGAAAUUCAGGCUGACAGUCUGUGGAGCACAGAGCCAAAACAACAAAAAAAUGUAUUGUUGUCCAAAUACUUACGGACUCCACUGUGUGUAUGUAUGUAUGUAAACAGUGAGGAGUAUAGGCUUAUGUCCAAAAUGUGAAAAAAAUACAAUAAAUUAAAAAAUGCAAUUCAUUAAUUCCAAUGCAUGGGAAAUCAUCUUUAUUGAACAACCCCGGUGAAAUAAAUGAGCAACAAUG
Anguilla rostrata (American eel) is the source of this 3334-nucleotide messenger RNA. Its product is annotated as GDP-fucose transporter 1-like. Gene Ontology annotation, biological process: protein O-linked glycosylation via fucose; GDP-fucose import into Golgi lumen. NCBI's taxonomy places the organism in Eukaryota, Metazoa, Chordata, Actinopteri, Anguilliformes, Anguillidae. Gene Ontology annotation, molecular function: GDP-fucose transmembrane transporter activity; antiporter activity. Gene Ontology annotation, cellular component: Golgi apparatus. Bases 238 to 1320 code for a protein of 360 amino acids. The transcript is spliced from 2 exons. The record is from RefSeq and is a predicted model, not a curated record.